This is a messenger RNA of Cercospora beticola, 1233 nucleotides long. RefSeq lists its product as uncharacterized. Lineage: Eukaryota; Fungi; Ascomycota; Dothideomycetes; Mycosphaerellales; Mycosphaerellaceae. Gene Ontology annotation, molecular function: acyltransferase activity, transferring groups other than amino-acyl groups. The record is from RefSeq and is a predicted model, not a curated record.
CUCGUUACAUUUACAGCUCGGUCCAGUCUCGCGAUCUACGAACAAUGACAGCACCCAUCGAGAUCCGAGAAGCAACCCUAGCAGAAAUCCCUUCCCUCACAACAAUCGUCAAGAGAUCUUUCCAUCCUGUGAACCCAUAUAUCAAAGGAUGCUUCCCGGAUACGCCGGCUGUUGCCAAAUGGUGGACCCGAGUCUACACGGAUGAAAUCAAUGCAGAAUACUGUCAUGUUCUCAUCGCCUACGAUCCCUCAGCAGAACUUGCCACCAGAGUCGUUGGAGUCCUUUGUCUCCGACUCAUGCAAGCAGAUGAUCGUUCAGGAGGCUUCAUGUCGCAAUAUGAAUUGACUCCAGAUCAUGAUGCAUCGCUACUUAUACCCGCUGUCGAUACCAUCAUCGAAGGACGGAAGAAAGCUUUCGAACCUCCUGGAAAAUAUGCUGGGCAGAAGAAUUACCUCCUCGAACUCUUUGGCGUGGAUCAUGACUACAAGGGACGAGGCUUUGCGAGGAAAUUGUUGGAAGCUGCAGGGAGAAUAGCUGAUGAGGCUGGGUUGGUGACUUUCGUAGAGGCGAACGCGAAAGCUGCGCCGCUGUAUGUGAAGCUUGGGUUUGAGGACCAAGGGAGUGUGGAAAUGCCUGGGUCGAAUGGGUAUAUGGAACACUUAAUGAUUAGACCGGCGUUCUCUAGAUGAAUUGCGUGAGCACUAUUUGGCUCGUGACGACCCUGAUGAGCAGGGUAUACCACGGAUUCUCAGAGAUAGUUGAGCUGAUAGCUCUGACUCUGGGAACUGCCAGCGGCAUGAUUUUGUCCGUGGUUACUCUCGAUGGCAGAGAAAGAGUUAUUUGUUCGGAGAAAGGCGAGCUGGCCACAUGCCUCCAAUAAACCUCUGCGGCACCAUUUCGCUCUUCUUCACUCUCAACGGCAGAGAAGCUGUUCUUUGUUCGGAGGAAUACAGGCUGUCCAAAUGUCUCCAAUAAACCUCUGCGGCGCCAUUUCGCUCUUGUCCAACCCCGGAAGCACACAAUCAUCAUCGGUUCCGGAGAGAGGUGGCCGUUAGCUUCUGUCUCAGACAAAUGUAUGGAGUAUUAUUUUGCACUUGGCCAGCCCAGUGAGCACACAGACCUAUUCAUGCUCAGAGAAAGAACGGGUGAAGUAGCUUGUCUCAGAAAUAUAUCUGCAGCGAAAUCUUGCACGUUUCCAACUCGUUUGGCGUGGAGCUCGAUAUGAAGCGGAGA